CCAAGUCAGUGUGGUAUCGUUGUUGACGGAGUGCGGUCACGGUUGCGUUUUCUCUGCUGUGUCGUCGUCGUAGCUUCCAACUGUAUACUAGGCUGCUAUACUUUACAGUUUACUGUAGCUAAACGAACGGGCGACCUUUCAAGAGUGUUUUUCAGAAUUUAUCUCCCGAGUUUCACCGACUAAGUAAGUUUCGGGAAACGGUGCUCGAGAGUUACGUUGCAUUCGGCUCAAUUAAGAGUGCAGUUUGCGUGCCGCCGCUGAUCUACAAUUGUGAUUACCAAGGGGUUAGAACAAUUAAUACUACUUACGUUGAUAAAUGCUGCUUGUGGUGUUUGGAAACAACGAAGCACGUGUAAAUUUCCUGACAUCGGCCUUGGCCCUUCGAGUGUUGACUAGAGAAGAUCUAGAGUGAAAUUUGCUUUGGUGCAGUGUUGAAGAUAAUCCUGAAAUAGUUUCACACCGACUCGCUUUCUAAGUCGGGAGAGUGAAAUAUCUACUUAUCUCCCAAUCUUAUGUCCCGCGAGUGAUUGUGCAAUCGACUGUUUACCAGAAGAAGAAGAAAAAGCCUAGUACCGAAAUAUCUGUACCUUGUCAAGUAUUAGCCGAUUGCCACAAGCAGAGUUCUGUGAGGCGAUUCGUAUGUUAUCAACAGAGUGGUAGUAACCGAAAAACCACACCUGAAGCCGUCGUCGUAAUCGAGGGUCGUCAACCGCUGCUGCUGGUCCGGCCCCGCCAUGGCUGAAGCCCAUUCAGCUGUCGCAUUUUCGUUUUCGAUCACCCACGAAGGAUGGCAUCUGAACUACGACCGGGAAGUGCUAAAUCUGGUCUGGCAGUCAGGUCUCCGGUCCUGGAAGAAACGAUUGGCCCGGUUUAGGACCGGUGUUCGGAACGGAGUUUAUCCCGCGCAUCUUCAGAGCCUUUGGCUAGUGAUAGCGGUAGCGCUGGCGCUCCAUUUUACACAACGACAUGUUCCCUUCAAUUUAGUUAGUAAAUUUCAAACACUUUUACCGGGUGACACAACGGGAUACCAGGUGACGGCAUGUUGUCUGGCGGGUUCAUUCUUCUGGCUGUGCAUUUGCUACACCAUGCGGUACUCGCUGAAGUUACUGCUCAUGUACAAGGGCUGGAUGUACGAGAAGCGAGCACCAGGCAGUAAGGUUUCCCUGCCGACACGGCUUUGGGCACUCUUUGUUAAGGUACUGGCGACGUGGAACAAACCAGGACUGUACAGCUUCCAGGGUUCUCUACCACGAUUGCCGCUACCCAAAGUGGACGAAACUAUGAGCAGGUACCUUCGGUCUGUCCGGCCACUUUUGGACGACAGCAAUUACACACGCAUGGAAAGGUUGGCCAAAGAAUUUCAAGACACGAUCGCUCCCAAGCUUCAGCGGUACCUGACGCUGAAAAGCUGGUGGUCCACGAACUACGUUUCGGAUUGGUGGGAGGAAUACGUCUAUCUGCGAGGUCGUGGAGCCCUGAUGGUCAACAGCAAUUUCUACGGCAUCGACGCCAUCUUCAGUCACCCCACAACGAUUCAGAGUGCCCGUGCCGCCAGUGUCAUUCACAUGUUGCUGCAGUUCCGAAGAAUCGUAGAACGCCAAGAGCUGGAACCGAUCCUGGUCCAAGGGCUGGUACCUCUAUGUUCAUGGCAAUACGAGCGCAUCUUCAACACAGUCCGUGCUCCCGGAGUAGAAACCGACAAAAUCAUCCACUAUCAAGACUCGAAUCACAUUGUGGUGCUACACAAAGGCUGUUACUAUAAGAUGAUCAUUUAUCACAACGGACGUAUCCUUCGUCCCUGCGAACUGCAGAUUCAGAUCGAAGAAAUCCUAAACAGUAGUGACAAACCACAACCGGGCGAGGAACAUCUAGCUUCCCUGACCGCAAGCGAACGAACCAAGUGGGCCAAGGUGCGGGAGUCCAUUUUUGCCAAGGGAGUCAACAAAACGUCGCUACAUUUGAUCGAAAGUGCCGCCUUCGUCCUUUCUCUGGAUACGGAACCGUUCGAGUUCGACAUGGCCCACCCGGAAAAGUUGGACAACUAUGGUCGCCAGAUGCUGCACGGCAACGGAUACAAUCGGUGGUUCGACAAGAGUUUCACUGUGUGCGUCGGAAGUAAUGCUAGAAUUGGCUUCAAUGCAGAACACACGUGGGCGGACGCAGCUGUGAUGUCACAUCUCUGGGAACAUUUGAUCAUGGAAGAAAAUGAGCCGCGGGCCGAUGCACCUGUGAUGGCUCAUGUUUGGGAGUUCAUCGUAGCGGAGGAAGCGCACAUGAAUCGAUACGAUGAAAACGGAAAUACUCUGGGCAUACCGGAAUUCGAGCCACCCAAACCGAAACGAUUGGCGUUCGAUUUGGACAACAAGGUUGCCCUCGAUGCGAUCAACGAGGCCUACCUGUCAGCUCAACAGCUGCUGAACGAUGUCGACCUUCGUUGCUACGUGCACAGCGCCUACGGAAAGGGUCUGAUGAAGAAGUGUCGCCUAUCGCCGGAUGCUUUCCUACAGAUGGCCUUGCAGUUGGCCUAUUUCCGAGAUGCCGGAAAGUUUUCCCUAACAUACGAAGCUUCGAUGACCCGUCUGUUCCGCGAAGGACGCACAGAAACGGUGCGUCCCUGUACCAUUGAGUCCGUUGCAUGGGUUAACGCCAUGAGUGAUCCAAAGUGCAGUGUCGAAAAACGUGUCAAACUUUUGAACGAGGCUUGCGAACGGCACCAGCUCGGUUAUCAGGAUGCCAUGUGCGGCAAGGGUAUUGAUCGUCACCUUUUCUGUCUGUAUGUGGUGUCCAAGUACUUGGAGGUGGAUUCGCCCUUCCUCAAGGAAGUGCUGAGCGAACCGUGGCGUCUUUCAACCAGCCAAACGCCCCACGGGCAAACUUCAAAGAUGGAUCUGAAGAAGCACCCGAACUGCAUAAGCGCUGGCGGAGGUUUUGGUCCAGUUGCCGACGAUGGUUACGGUGUGUCCUACAUCGUGGCCGGCGAGGAUCUGAUUUUCUUCCACAUUUCCUCGAAGAAGGCAUGCGGGACGACGAGCUCCGAACGAUUUUCGCAGCAGAUUGCCCGGGCGCUCGAUGAUAUGAAGCACCUUUUCGAAGAAUACAAAAAACUGCAACAACCCAAAAGUGCAGCUAAUGGAGCGACCAAAUAAUAGUAUUGUGGUCACCGGCUGAUCAAACCUCCAGAAAGGCAGUUGGGCAACGUUCAUACGUUUCCAACGCAGCACUUCAGUACUGAUGAUGCAUAUGGUUUAUGAUUUAAAAAACGAGAAGAUGUGCGGGAAAACAUGCAAACAUAUCCACCGUCUGUCUAGAUCGAAAUUCGAGUGUAGUUUAAACUAAUUGUAGUUCAGUCAUACAGAGUAAUAAGCAUUGGAUCACAAAUUAGUUCUAUGGCUAGCUUCAAUUUUCUGUUUGUAAAAAAAACAAUCAUGAGAUGCAGUGUAAGAUUUAAUGCAUGUCUUUUGUUCUUCUUUCGAUAUUAUUCUGAAAUCAUUUUACCAAGCUUCACGAUCCUUUUAGCGAUAAGUCUUAUUUAGAAAAAAAGAGCGUUAAGUUUGAAAGUAGCGAAAUAUUGAUAUUAGGAAAAGUAAAUUAUUUUACCAACAAUGUGUAUUAAUGCAAAGUAAUGUUUAAACCCACAACAAAAAUCCGUGCAAAAAAACUCAUUUGAAAAUAAAUAAAUAAAUUGUAAAAUGAUGUAUGCACUUGAAAGCGUCUUUGAUUUUACCCUUCCAACGAUAACGCUUCUGCAAUGAAUUAGACUGUGUUAAAACAACCAAACUCCCAAAAACCUACGGACUAAGCUAUUGAUGGCAAUCACAAUCUUUCAUAUUCGUUUCAGUUGUUUUCGAAGAAUAAUAAUAGUUAUGUAAGUAGUUAACGCAAGAGUACCAUACAAAAAAGUUUUGGUUAUUGCUCAUUCGUGACUUGUUACCACUUUUGUGGUAUUCAUUGUAGAAACUAUUAUCAUAUAGAUUCAGUGAUACAUUCAAUUAUUCACAAUUUCUAUGGCAUGAUUAAAAAAAGGUGUUUUUUUCUUUGCUGUAUUUUAAAGUCUAAAAAACUGGUCAUAAAUUUUCGUUUCGUUCUACAACUUUGUUCAGCAAGCUCACUUAGGACUAUGGGGCAAAAUAGUAAAGUAGUAAAUUACUCAAAACGUGUCUACUAAAGCAAUGAACAAUGCAAUUUUCAAAAAGUAGUCCAGUCUUAAGUGCAAAAUUUUUAAAGAGCAACUCAUUAGAAGGAAACAUCAUCGAGAAGGUACUUUAAGGAAACACCACAUACAAAAACAAGAAGCUUUUCUAGAACACUUGUUAUUUGGAUACUGUUUACCUAUGAGUUGCUAGUGCAAGAUAAUUGAAACAUUAGAAAAAUAAAUUGAUGUGUCUAAAAAUA
Messenger RNA from Uranotaenia lowii, 4392 nucleotides. RefSeq names its product carnitine O-palmitoyltransferase 1, liver isoform (gene whd). Gene Ontology annotation, molecular function: carnitine O-palmitoyltransferase activity. NCBI's taxonomy places the organism in Eukaryota, Metazoa, Arthropoda, Insecta, Diptera, Culicidae. The transcript is spliced from 13 exons. Gene Ontology annotation, cellular component: mitochondrion. The coding region runs from base 735 to 3146 and encodes 803 amino acids. The record is from RefSeq and is a predicted model, not a curated record. Gene Ontology annotation, biological process: fatty acid metabolic process; carnitine metabolic process.